Messenger RNA from Suillus paluster, 1590 nucleotides. RefSeq lists its product as uncharacterized. The annotation marks the transcript as partial. The transcript has 2 exons. The record is from RefSeq and is a predicted model, not a curated record. NCBI's taxonomy places the organism in Eukaryota, Fungi, Basidiomycota, Agaricomycetes, Boletales, Suillaceae.
GAUCUAUGGACUAGAACCGGUGAUCAAAAGAUUCUCAUACGGAGACCUGUGACCACAGCAGAUUGGUCGGUCUUCGAGCGAUACUCAUCUCGAGUGCAAAUCCUGGGAGAUACCGAUUCAGAUAUCCUCGGAGGCAUAGAUGCGGAGUUCAUAUACGCCGUGAUGAGUUUUUGUUCACAGUCGCUCCUGGUGCCGAACCUUCAGGUACUCUACUGCAGAGGAUAUCCUCGUGAUCUCCAUUUAUGUAUGCGUUACCUCCUGGGUUCUAACCUCAUCUAUCUCUGUCUGCUUCCGCCAUCAGGAGAUUUUUGGACCAGCAGCAUGUCUUCAGUGUUAUCAGGUCUCGGUAGGCACUCACCACGACUGGAAGUCGUUGAAGUCAUACAAUGUCAAGUGCCUCCUAAUGUCGCUGAGCUUGCUCUCUGUGGGUUCCCGCACUUACGGAAGGCAUCACUCGUCUUGCCCAACGUCGGAGAUUCGUCCUGGCUAUCCCGUCUCGUAGGCCUUCAGGAAUUAUAUAUCCACUUCGCGGGACUUUUCUUUCCCGUCUUGAAGUAUCAACUCCGUACCUGUACCCUGGACAAAUUGGUCAUCGGCUCGCGUAAUCUGACCAUCACCGCAACUAUAGUAGAAGAGUGGGUCGUUCCAUGCAGAGAGCUGCAGCUCAAUUGCACUUGUGCUGAAUCUGCGGUCGCCUUUGAAAAUGCUCUUCGCUCUUUGGACAAUCGUCUACUUUGCGAUGUUCUCGAGCGUAUUUUACUAGACGUAGGCAACCUCGAUGAACAUAUCGACAACUUUUUCACCCUCCGCACAUUCACUCCACUCAUGCGCUUCUCCGGGCUGAAAGAGGUUGAUCUUUCGUCAUUGUGUAUAUCAUUGCUCGAUGAUCAUGCACUCGGUUCGAUCGUCGAGUCCUGGCCACGCCUCGAGUGCCUUCAUCUUGGGACCAAAUAUUUAUGGAAGACACCACCCAAAAUCACAUUUCGGGGCUUUGUAACCGUGCUAUCGUCUUGCCCGGAUCUCAGGGAACUUGGUUUGGUAUUCAAUGCCAAGAAGGUAGAUCCGCCUACGGAUGAGAAACCAGGAGGCGGGAUUUGCAACACAAAUAUUACCACUUUUGAUGUCGGGUUCUCUCCGAUUGAAAAACCACUGCCAGUCGCCAUCGCGCUUUCGGCGAUCUUGCCGUACUUGAGAAAGAUCGACGUCGAGUUCGGCCCAAGGAAUACCGACCUAAAGGCACGAGAGGCUAAGUGGAGGGAGGUAUUGGAACACAUUAGGGUUUGCAUGUUCGACACCGCGGGUUUGGAGUUCAAUGUUAUGAUGCAGAGAAGAUCUAUUCGAAGAGCUACUACUUACAAAGAUUUCCUCCACGUGUUCCAUCUGACGAGUGGAACAGGUUCAAAUACUACAAGCGAAGUGAGGAGGAAGAACUCAGUCUUAGUUUGAAAAAGGGGAACAAUAGUUGAGACAGUGAAGAAGUGGUCGAAACAGAAGUGGUCGAGUAACAGAUGUCUCGUGAUAGUCCAAAGAUACUUACCUAUGAUGGAGAAUGCCUUCCUCUCGUAGGAAAAGUAUCCUUAGUAGUAGACA